Messenger RNA from Populus euphratica (Euphrates poplar), 2026 nucleotides. Its product is annotated as probable polyamine transporter At1g31830. The transcript is spliced from 2 exons. Lineage: Eukaryota; Viridiplantae; Streptophyta; Magnoliopsida; Malpighiales; Salicaceae. The record is from RefSeq and is a predicted model, not a curated record. Gene Ontology annotation, biological process: transmembrane transport. Gene Ontology annotation, cellular component: membrane. Gene Ontology annotation, molecular function: transmembrane transporter activity.
UCUUCAUUACCCAGUUUUGACAAAUCUGAUUUUUGAGUUUUACAGGGCUUCUCUUCCCAAUUUCAUCCGCGAUGUCUUUUCUUCUUUCUUCAUGAAACUGAGGAACACAGCAGCAAAUAAGCAACAACCUUCUAUUGCAAUGGGAGAAUACAAUGGUGUUGCACUUGUGGACAUUAAUGAAGAACCUUCUUCACCUAAAUUGGACAACUUUAAGAAAGUUUCAAUUUUGCACCUCAUUUUUCUCAUCUUCUAUGAGGUUUCCGGUGGACCUUUUGGAGUGGAGGAUAGUGUUCAGGCAGCUGGUCCACUCCUUUCACUUCUUGGGUUCUUGGUAUUCCCAUUAAUAUGGAGUGUUCCUGAGGCAUUGAUUACAGCCGAGAUGGGUACCAUGUUUCCAGAAAAUGGAGGUUAUGUUGUUUGGGUUUCAACUGCUUUGGGUCCUUACUGGGGUUUCCAGCAAGGAUGGAUGAAGUGGCUGAGCGGGGUGAUUGAUAAUGCUCUGUACCCAGUUCUUUUUCUUGACUAUUUGAAGUCAGGAAUCCCAGCUUUGGCUGGUGGUUUACCAAGAGUUGCAGCUGCUCUGGCUUUGACAUUUCUCCUCACUUAUAUGAAUUACAGGGGUUUAGCUAUUGUGGGAUGGGUUGCAGUUCUUCUGGGGAUCUUUUCGAUCCUUCCUUUUGUCGUUAUGGGGCUAGUGGCAAUUCCGAAGCUGGAGCCUUCAAGAUGGUUUGUGAUGAAUUUGCAUGAUGUGGACUGGAAUUUGUAUUUGAACACUCUGUUUUGGAAUUUAAACUACUGGGACUCAAUAAGUACUCUUGCUGGAGAGGUGGAUAACCCGAAGAAAAAUCUACCUAAAGCUCUCUUUUAUGCUUUGAUCUUGGUUGUUCUUAGUUAUUUCUUCCCCCUUUUGGUUGGCACUGGUGCUAUCCCACUCAACCGUGAUUUGUGGACUGAUGGGUAUUUCUCAGAUAUUGCUAAAAUUCUUGGGGGUGUUUGGUUGAGAUGGUGGAUCCAAGGGGCUGCAGCAAUGUCAAAUAUGGGAAUGUUCGUGGCUGAAAUGAGCAGCGACUCUUUCCAGCUUUUGGGGAUGGCAGAGCGAGGAAUGCUUCCAGAGUUCUUUGCCAAGCGGUCUCGGCAUGGCACACCUUUGAUUGGGAUUUUAUUUUCUGCAUCUGGUGUUAUUUUGUUAUCAUGACUAAGCUUUCAGGAGAUCAUAGCUGCAGAGAAUUUUUUAUAUUGCUUUGGAAUGAUAUUGGAAUUUAUAGCAUUUGUACUGUUAAGGAUAAAAUGUCCCGUUGCUUCACGGCCUUACAAGAUUCCUGUGGGAACAGUUGGAGCCAUUCUUAUGUGUAUUCCUCCGACCAUACUGAUUUGUGUUGUGCUAGCUCUUUCAACAGUCAAAGUGAUGAUUGUGAGUCUGUUUGCGGUGGCAAUUGGCCUUGUGAUGCAGCCCUGUCUCAAAUAUGCCGAGAAAAAGAGGUGGAUGAAGUUUUCUGUCAGUGGUGAACUCCCAGACCCUCAUGAAGGUAAUCAGGAGAGAGUUGAUUUCUUAGAAGACUAGUCGAUAAUAUUUGACACAUGCCAGCUCAAAACCGUCAUGCUGCAGCUCAGAAAGAUAGUCAUGAAACAAGCAAGUGGUAGCUUGUGUCUAUAUAUGCUUCGGCUUUUUGAAAUGCUUAGGAAUACAUGCCCCGAGACCUGUUUAUCAUCCUUGUUUUAAAGCAUGGAAGAUGAAAAUGAUAGUUGAAAAAAAGCAAGAAGAAGCAAAGUUGGGGAAGGAAAUGGUGCAAAUCAUUUUUUUCAGUAUGUUGUAAAACUGCCAUAGAAAAUUAGCAAUGGAGUUUCAAUUUGUUUUACAGCAUCUGUUUGAUUUAGGACUUCCGAUAAUGUUUGAAUGGUUUGGCAAACAGCAUUAGACAAGCAUUCUUGUUCGGGUUCUACAUGUAAAAUCUCAAGUGGCGUAGAGUCUCCCCUGUUUCCAUGCAAGUUAAUCGAGGAGAGAAUAUCCAGAUCCUCUUUAACUGUU